UCUCUCCCCCUCUCAAACUACUGUUACAGAAGCAUAGGAAAGACAGCAAGGAAGAUAAAAAGGACAAAAAGAAUGUCCACACCAUGGACGCUGACAAGGUUUGUUAGAUGGAGAGUAAGGGAUUGGGCUUCAUGUUUCUUGGCUUGCCGGUUCCCUUUAGAAGAAGAAACAGAGACACAUCGCUCUUCAUCGCCUCAACUGCCAAUCAGAAACAUGGUUUUCGAAACCAAGGAACACACCGGAGAUAAGAAGAGUAACAAAAGACUGUCACGGCAAAACAGAUGCACCAAGGAUAGACAGCUAAACCUGAGUCCAGCAGUGCCUAGGAAUACUGCUUCAGUAGAAAAUGGGAGUGACAACUCAAGCUGGGCACGUUUUUCUGAUGAAGAAUAUAUAGUCUUCUGCUUUAGAGAAGAUGGAGCCUUUGAUAUUGUGAAGGAUAGCAAAUCAGAAGAUUCCAAUCACUCCAGUAGAAGUUCAUGGCCUGUUAAUCGAAAGCUUAAUUAUGCUGAGGAAGCAGAAAGAGAUAAGCAAAGCAGCGAUGAGGGAAGAUCAAAUGAAGAUGGAAAUGAGGAAGAGAUCAUUCCUGCUAUAGAGGGUGACGGAGAAGGGAGCAGCAUCUGCUUGGAGGUAGAGUUAGCUUCAGGUGGCAUAAGGAGAAGACAUUACCAGGUAGAGGAGACACCUAACCGCGGGAUGGUUUCUGUUGAAUCAAGUGACUCUAACCAAUCUGAUGGCAGCACGGGAUCAUUUGCCUUUCCUGUGCUGGGAUGGGAGUGGAUGGGAAGUCCAGUGCAAAUGCCGAAAUCUGAUGGCAGGAACCCAAGGAAGAACAAGGCCCUCUCAGUGCGUUUUCAAUGUUUCAGAUUCUGAUUGUCCUUGUGUCUUGUCUCAAUCUAUGAAGAUAGUAGCCAUGUUUAUCAUUCUUUUAAUAAUAACUACAUCUGAUCUAGCGUUAUAACACCCUUCCUCUCCCUCCCCCUUCCCGCUGGUUUUGCUCCAACAAGUAAUUCUCUCGUGUCUACGUCCUUCCGCCAUCUUGGUGUUUCCUUUUGCAUACUAUUUUUUAUUACGCAAUGAGAAGUAACCUGAAACAAACUUAUAAAAUCAAGACUCGAAUUCUAAGGGCUAGGACACAGAAUUGGUGUUUUUCACUCAAUUAGAUGCCUAUUUGAACAGGCCUUUUGGUCUACUUGAGCCGGUUCCUUGUAAGACCUGGGUUCAAAAUAAAGAAAUUGAUGUUCUUUCCUUGCUACUUUUCAUCCGGGUUAACAAAAAUUGGUGGGGGUGGCUUGACAACUUUCGAUUGAGGCACUUGAAAAUCAAAAUGAACAUCCCAAGUUCUGAUCCUCCUCCCAAGUGCAAACAAAACCUUUCUGCAAGUAGACGGGUGAGAGAAAUAUGAAGAUUUAAGUUAUGCCAGAA
This is a messenger RNA of Theobroma umbraticum, 1425 nucleotides long. It is a transcript of the gene BASL, whose product is annotated as breaking of asymmetry in the stomatal lineage. Lineage: Eukaryota; Viridiplantae; Streptophyta; Magnoliopsida; Malvales; Malvaceae. Gene Ontology annotation, biological process: regulation of asymmetric cell division. The record is from RefSeq and is a predicted model, not a curated record.